Molecule: messenger RNA, 693 nt
Organism: Arabis nemorensis
Lineage: Eukaryota; Viridiplantae; Streptophyta; Magnoliopsida; Brassicales; Brassicaceae
Source: the annotation of a GenBank genome assembly
AUGGAGAGACAAUGCGGGACGUCCAAGGAGCUGUUCAGCGAGGAAGAGCUGCGAGAGAUAAGUGAGGUCAUUGUGGGAGAUGAUCACGUGGAGGUCAUGUGUGGCUGCACCAGCCACCGUUACGGAGACGCCAUUGCUAGGCUUAGGGUUUUCUCCGAUGGAGACCUCCAAAUCUCCUGCCAAUGCACUCCCAAUUGCCAUGAAGACAAGUUAACGCCUGCUGCCUUUGAGAAGCAUUCUGAGAGAGAAACCUCGAGGAACUGGAGGAACAACGUGUGGGUCUUCAUUGGGGGAGACAAGGUUCCGCUUUCAAAGACAGUGCUGCUCAGAUACUACAACCAAGCUCUGAAGAACUCCAACGGAUCCAAAGGUGUCACCCAUCGGGACGAGUUUGUCAGGUGCAGCAAAUGCAGGAAGGAGAGGAGGUUCAGGCUGAGAAGCAGAGGGCAAUGCCGGACGCACCAUGAUGCAAUGGCUGAUCCCAAUUGGAAGUGUUGCGAUUAUCCAUACGACAAGAUAACAUGCGAGGAGGAGGAAGAGAGAGGGAGUAGGAAAGUUUACAGAGGAUGCACUCGUUCUCCGUCUUGCAAAGGCUGCACUUCCUGCGUCUGCUUCGGCUGCAAACUCUGCCGUUUCUCUGAUUGUAACUGCCAGAAUUGCCUCGAUUUCACCACCAACACCCAACCCAUUUGA